Molecule: messenger RNA, 776 nt
Organism: Parasteatoda tepidariorum (common house spider)
Lineage: Eukaryota; Metazoa; Arthropoda; Arachnida; Araneae; Theridiidae
Product: transmembrane protease serine 11D
Biological process (GO): proteolysis
Molecular function (GO): serine-type endopeptidase activity
Source: RefSeq, a predicted model, not a curated record
UUUCGCACUCACUGCCAUACUUUAGUUUAUUAUACAAAUGCUGAAAUACAGGUUCUUUUCUCUUUUCCUCUCAGACCUGUAACGUGCUCGAAAAUGCCUUUCAUGUGCGAGGCACUAAAGGGGAAAAAUAUACUUGUUGGAUUUUUAGGCGAAAAUAAACAUCAACCCGCUGAAACAGUACUUGUCAAACGGGUCAUUAUGCACCCUAGAAGAAAAAAGGGUACACCUGGUACUGACAUAGCACUAUUAGAAUUAAUGCAUUCCAUUUCUUGCACAGAAUACACUAAACCAAUUUGUGUCAAACCACCAGAAAAUAUUAUUAUACCGGGCAAGAUAAUGCAUGUUGCUGGUUUUGGUCGCACAGCAAUACACAAUCGUUCGAAAGAACUUCGAGAAGGUACUUCACGUAUUGUUGACGGCAGCGUAUGUCGCUCUCGUUUUAAAAAAUUCCUACCUUCAAAAGAACUCUGUGCAAUGGCAAAUGAACGUACAAGGGUUUGCGUGGGUGAUUCUGGAACUUCCGGAUUCCUUGAACAUAAAAACAAGUUUUAUACCGUGGGUGUGGUUUCUUUUGGUGACGAUCUUUGUAUGUUGAACAAGCCUGCUGUGUUCACGAAAACCGGAGCCUACUUGGACUUCAUCAGAGAACAUGUCAAAGAUCUUCCAAAACAGCCUCAUGGAUAGCCUUUAUCAUCGAGGUAGAUGAAAAUGAUCCGUCGGGUUUUCUUCAUUUUGUGAAAAUAAAGACAGAAACUCAUGUAAAAGAUUUAGUUUUG